AUGUGGAAGGCAUUUGUAUUGUACGCGGUGAUCGUUUGUGGGGCGGAGGGGAAGUGCUACUGGAAUGGGAAGUGCCCCUACAAAUAUUUCGGGACGAAGACCCCCUAUGACGCGGUUAGGGGGGAUAUUAGGGACGUGGCUGUCUUGGACCAAUGUGAACCAGUAAGUGUCUGGAUGAUGAUGCGGCACGGGACUCGGCACCCAGAGAAGAAGGACGUGGAGAAGAUGAAGAAUGUGGUUCCACUGAUUAUGGACAUCCUGCAAGCGCACCAAGAGGAACGAGGGGGCAUGUGUGCCCAGGACAUCGAAAACUUACGCAACUGGAAAUGGAAUGAAGAUCUAGAAGCACCUCAGUCAGAGCUAACAGAAGCCGGCAUCGAAGAACUUAAGUCCAUCGGUCAGAGAUUUGGAGACAGAUUCUCCCACAUCCUGGAGAACCUGGAGAAGUUCGAGGUCAGAGCGUCUAUAGAACAGAGGACCCAGCAGAGCGCCCAGGCGUUUGUCAAUGGAUUGCAGAGGCGUAACCAAACAUUAAAUGUCUCCACAUCUCUGGAUGAUGACCUGACUGCUAGGCCGUACAGACACUGCAAAAAACGUUUUUACGACAUCCUUAUUGGACCGAAGAUUCCCGAAGAAACAGACAAGUAUUUACAGUCUCGUGAAUUUCAAAAGGUACAAACAUCUCUCCAAAAACGGAUAGGCCUAACUGAGCCACUCAGCCCAGAAACAAUUCUACUGAUCUACGAUCUGUGUCGGUUCUAUCGCAGCUAUUCGCCUCGACUGAUGGACGCUUGGUGUGGGUUAUUUACUGAUGGUGAUCUGAAAGUUCUGGAGUAUGUGGAGGAUCUCCAGCAUUAUUACAGGAAUGGUCAUGGCGACCCCAUGAACGCGAAGCUGGGUGCAUCCAGCCUCAAAGACUUAUACGAAAGCUUCGAGUUGGGGACCCAAGGUGUGACUUCCUUCUCAGCAUAUUUCUCCCAUGACACUAUGCUGGAGAUGGUGUAUACCGCCCUGGGGCUAUAUGAGGACAAGCCCGCUAUCUCCGGAUUGGAGAGGACCAGAAAACGGUUGUGGCGAACGAGUUUUCUUACUCCCUUCGCUGCAAACUUUGUCGCUGUGUUGAAUAAAUGCAACGAUUCUUCAACCAGCGUGUACAACGUACAGUUCUUCGUGAACGAAAUAGAAGUGCAUUUGUGUUCGAAGCGCGCAUGCGCAUGGGAUGAGUUCGUGGAUAAGUUUGGCAACUUCACACAAACCGAUUUGAGCUUUUGCAACGAGACACAAAUUGUUGUUUAG
This is a messenger RNA of Leptosia nina, 1296 nucleotides long. NCBI's taxonomy places the organism in Eukaryota, Metazoa, Arthropoda, Insecta, Lepidoptera, Pieridae. The record is from the annotation of a GenBank genome assembly.